AGUGGGUGUGACUUACAGUGUUGCCGAUAAAAAUGGAAAACGUAAACUAGGGGACAUUUUGGUGCUGUGGAAACUAGUAACAACUUCUGAUACUCAUGUCUAUAUUUUUUUCGUUUAAGUAGUCAAGAUGGAUAUAUUUUAGUGGGCGCUGUCUGAUUAAUGGCUGCAGAGGUCGCUUACGGGCCAGGUGCUAAUUUUAAAGUUAAUAUCGAUUUCAUUUCCUUUUGGGUUUGGCUGGAAAAGUGAGGAGCGCACGUUUUAUGGUCUCCGAAUGUCACUGUAAAGGAUGGACGGCUGGAGUCCUGCGGUCGCGACGGCCCCCGAUAACGACCGGUCCAGCUCCGAGGGGGAGUACGUGGUGGAACCCGGGGAGGACGAUGGAACCCGGGGGCCGGAGGACCGACAGCAGCGGGAUUGCGUGGACCGGAUGGACGACGGCGCUGCUGCGCUCGGGUUCGGGUUAAGCGUGGCUGGGGAGGGAAAAAUGGUGUUGGGUCGAGUCGAACCGAGAGAUGACAAAGAACUUCGGUACCUGCACUUGUUGUGGCAGCCAAACCGAGCCGAGCUGUGUACAGGUGAGGUGACAAGCAAGCUGGGGAAGAUGACUGGAAGCAGAAACAGGAGGUACAACAGAGCCGCCAGGAGUCUGGGUCCUAUUGGUAAAGAUAUUUAUGCUGCAAAAAGGCUAAGAGAAGCAGCCAACAGCAAUGACAUUGACACAGUGCGAAAGCUCCUGCAGGAUGACAUUGAUCCCGGUGCAGCAGAUGACAAGGGAAGGACAGCUCUGCACUUCUCCUCCUGCAAUGGCAAUGAGAGCAUUGUGCAGUUACUGCUGAGCUUUGGUGCUGACCCGAACCAGCGAGACAGUCUGGGGAAUACCCCCCUCCACCUGGCGGCCUGCACCAACCAUGUACCUGUAAUCACCACAUUGCUGAGAGGAGGAGCUCGUGUAGAUGCCCUUGACCGUGCAGGAAGGACACCUCUGCAUUUAGCACGCUCCAAGCUUAACAUCCUGCAGGAGGGAGAUUCACGCAGCAUAGAAACCCUGAGAGGAGAAGUCACACAGAUUAUUCAAAUGCUGAGGGAGUAUCUAAACUUAAUGGGACAAAGUGAAGCUAAAGAGAGGCUGGAACACAUUUCGACACAGCUGCAGCACACGUGCACCAAAGAACAGGUGGAUGAGGUGACUGAUUUACUGGCCAGUUUCACGUCACUCAGUUUACAGAAACAGAAGCUUGGGGAUAGGUAGAUGGUACGUCAAAUAGAAAAAAGCUUGUGUCCUGCCUUGUUAUAUAGGUGACAUCUGUUCCUCGCUGGACAGACUGUUUUCUCAGUGUUUUUUUUUUUUAAUCUGAUUUUUCUGAAAACCUGAAACAUGAUACUUGGGAUCUGGCAAAAGAGAAGCGCAUUCUAAUAUAUUGUCUACUGCAUGUGAAAGGUUCGUCCCCAGAACGUGCUUAUAACAACCUUGAAUGAUUGUUUUAAGUGCUAUGUUGAAAUGAUAAAGCCUUGUUUUUCAGCCUUAACUCACUACUUGAAGCAGAGGCCAUGUUUGUUGGUGGAGGCUAAGGCAUUCAGCACCCUUGUUUAAAUCUGUAUUUUAUGGUAACUGAUAGCUUCUUGUCUGCAUCUACCCAGUAUUUCUUUUGUUGUUUGUCAGGUGUGCAGUACUAUAUGACUGACAAAUUCACUGUAUGUCAAAAUACUACAUUUUGAUAUGUUAAAAAACAUCACCAACAAGAAGUAAUAAAAUUAUGCAGGACCCACAUUCAAAUACCAAUUGACAACAAAUUUUUAUUGGCUUUUGAUGAGACUGACUCUUCUGCCAAAUUCCACUGAGAUUGGCAAAAAAAUUUUACCUGGGUUGCAAAAGCAGUGCAGGACUGUUUGAGUCCAUACCUAUGUGUGUGUGUGUGUGUCUGUAUGAUUGUAUGUUUGAUUUGUACAUGAUAUCUUGACAAAGACUUCAUGUCUCAAGGUGAAACUUGGUACACAAAGUCACCUCACCAAGACCUCUUACAAGUUACAUGUUGCACAUGUUUUGAUUCUAAUUGAAGCCACCAGUGGGUAAAGUCUGUAAAACCAUGUGUACAUGAUAGCUUUCCAAACACUUUGUACAUCAAAGGGGCUAUCUGUAUGUAGCUGUAUUAAUAAUAUCAAAUUCUAUUCAUACGUAGCGUUGCCAUGUUGGUGGUUAGUUUUAGGGUAAGGAAUUAGGGUUAAGAUUUGGGAGAAGUUCUUUUUUUAACAUGGGUAUCCAACAAAAGCACUUAAUAGCAACUUAUUCCCGAAGAGCCCACGGCAUGUCUCUCCACCUCCCCAGCACUCCUCCAACUAAGCACUUUGAACAAGUGCCAGUUGGGAUCUUGGCUGUGAUUGGCAAGUGAACCCGGAUCGCCGGCCAACGUGCAAACUCUGACUGAUUUGUAGAGUGUGAGACACUGUGGUCUAAGCGGUGCAGUGUUUAAACUUUUGAGCUAGCAGCCUGGGUUUGAAACCCAGUCAUGUCAGCCCCCUCCCACCUCUGACUUCAACUAUUAAGUGGCUGCAGCAAAAUUAAGCCACCUUGACACUUGCGCGAAUUUGAUCCCCGCACUGCCACGCAAUUUGUUGUGCCAAUGUGUCCCGCUUGAAGGCACACUAUGUAAAAUAAAGCCUGUGCCAUAUCAUUUCAUAGCCAAUGACACAUUUGCUCUCAGAACUUGGCUGAUGAAACCAUUCUCUGUGCUCCCAGAAUCACAACGAAAUUAUCAACAGCUACAGGUUGUCUCGUGCUUGUCAUGUGGUGGGGAACGCAUUUUGAAUCUGGUCUCAAAGGUAAUUAUUGAUAAUAAAUACAUAUUGGAUUGGAUUGGUAAAACAAUUGCAUUUUAUUCCUUCUUAUGAGUUAGAUAAUGCAUCUGUUUAUUAUAGCUGUAACAUCUCUUCAUAAUCUAAUCUCAGGUUCAGAUGCCCUGCGCGGAAUGACAUGCAGUGUUUUCAAAUAGGUUGCACAAUGUUCACGACUGGCUCACACAAGUGGCACGAAAUGUAUGCAUGCCAGAAAUUUUUAACAUUUAAAAAUUUUCUGUGCACACUGGCAUGCAGCUGCUCAAAGUUCAUGCAGUUUACGAUGCAUUUACUCAUUGCCACCCAAUAUUGCGUACCCGUGCGGGGAUCAAAUUUGUGUGAUUGUCAAGGUGCCUUUAUAAAGAUCGAUAAUAACAAAUAAUUUGGAACCACAGAAAGGUUAUUUUGGCUCUGCAUAUGGAUAGAAAACAAAAGUAAAGGGGUACACUAUCAUAAUUGUGACCUAGAUUAACAAAUUAGAAGUGCCACACGACUAGAGUUUUGUUUUAUUAAUACAACUCUGUACGGAUAGAUACUUCCAUUGUACAUCGAGGUCUGUGUAUAUCAAGCUGGGCUGCCUGGACAAUUAAGCAAGCACUGUAUUUAUCUUGAUACGUUCUCUUUGUGCCAAACAUUAUUAGCCAGGUUCACUGACAAAUAUUUGACGUAUAUCUUAUUGAAUAAGUCAGUGUGUUUGUUGUAUUUUUGUUUUUUGUUUUUUUCUCAGCAUAAUCUUUGAAUUGCAUUGCCUUUUCUGUAUUGCACGCUGUUUAUCUGUGAACUGAACUGUACUGUAAAAAAUGUUUAAAAAAUUACGUUUGGCUGUUGUUGGUGAUGGAUGUAUCUGAAUUUGUGGUUUAAUAAAGUGUGUUUGAUUCUC
Messenger RNA from Thalassophryne amazonica, 3709 nucleotides. RefSeq names its product ankyrin repeat domain 54 (gene ankrd54). Gene Ontology annotation, molecular function: protein binding. The transcript has 8 exons. NCBI's taxonomy places the organism in Eukaryota, Metazoa, Chordata, Actinopteri, Batrachoidiformes, Batrachoididae. Bases 287 to 1249 code for a protein of 320 amino acids. The record is from RefSeq and is a predicted model, not a curated record.